GCCGCCCAGCGGCGCAUCAGUUUCUGAGCACGACGUCGACGCCAUCCUCUGCGCACCCAAAGCCUCGACAACGGCCAAACGAACCUCCGGCGCCCGUUCCCUUCUGGCUAUCGGCCACUCGCGCAAUCAAAGAGCCGGCCUCCGCAUUCCUUCCGGCACAGAGCUCGCACUGUCAGGCUCGCCAACAUGCAGAAUCCGAACGGUCCUCCGAUGGGCAUGCCCAUGCCAGGACCUAUGCCAGGGCAGCAGAUGCCCACGCCACAACAGAUCGCAGCAAUGCAGCAGCAGCUGGCGGCCGAGGCGGCAAAGCACGGAAUGUCGGUCCAGGACUUUGUCGAGCACAUCCGCCAGCAACGCAUGGCCCAGAUUCAGCAGAUGCAGCAGAUGCAGCAGCGCGCCCAGGCAGAAGGAGGUACCCCUCCUGGUCAAGGUCAACCUCAAGGCCCGCCAGGACAGCAGCAGGGCCCUCAAGGACAGGGUCAACCUCAGGGUCCCCAAGGCCAGCCCAGAGGACCGCCGCCUGGUGCCGUGCCGCAGCCGAUUCGUCCCGGUCCGCCCAACCCGAUUGCCAUUGCUCUUGCCGACUUUCUGCGGAAGCAGCCGCUCAAGCCCCGUGUGUCUAUCUUUAAUGGCGAGCGCAAGGAAAUGUUCAGAGUCAAACGAGCAUUGCGAGCACUACAAUCACCCGCGUACGCCAAAGCCCGAGCGAAGAACCCCGCGCUCCCCGAGAUCAGAGACCGCGCUUCUCUCGAAAACACAUUCAAGCUGCUGCCAAUGUCCAUGCUGGCGCUACGUGUCAGCCAAGUCGACCCACAUGCCGGCCAUAACCACGGCCCGGUCGCUCCGAAGAAGGGAAAGCGAGUAAAGGGACUGUGGACGGUCAAGAUUGAGCAGCAGCAAGAAGCGCACGACGACAUGUACUACAUAUGGCUCUACGAAGGCAGCCAGACCAUGCGCAAGGUGUAUGCAGUGCUUGCUCUGCUUGUCGUCUUCAUGCUCGUUCUCUACCCGCUGUGGCCGCUGGUACUGCGCCAGGGCGUCUACUACCUGAGUUGGGGUUUCCUCGGCUUGCUCGGCCUCUUCUUCCUCAUGGCCAUCUUCCGUGUCAUCCUGUUCUGCAUCACAUACUUCGCCGUGCCUCCUGGGCUCUGGCUGUACCCCAACCUCUGGGAGGACGUUUCGUUCAUGGACAGCUUCAGGCCGGUGUGGGCCUGGCACGAGACUGUAAAGCCGAAGAAGAAGAAGUCCAAGAAGACGACCAACGCGGAGGCCAGUGCUCACUUUGCGGGCACCACUGGACAAGCCGCUCCCCCCAGCGCGAUGACGACGGCAACCGAGACCCAGAUGCAGACAGGCGGCGAGCUGCAGCAGAGACCGGGGUACGUGGCACCACAGGUGGAGGAGCUGGCGGAAUAGAAGCAUACCAGAGGACGUCUGGCAUAUAUGAAGAAAAACUUGCCUACUAUGGUAGUCAGUACAAAUGCUCACUCAAAGGCGCAUGGGCGUUGGGGGUACAAAGGUUAC
Microdochium trichocladiopsis is the source of this 1524-nucleotide messenger RNA. RefSeq names its product translocation protein Sec62-domain-containing protein. The record is from RefSeq and is a predicted model, not a curated record. Lineage: Eukaryota; Fungi; Ascomycota; Sordariomycetes; Xylariales; Microdochiaceae. Gene Ontology annotation, biological process: post-translational protein targeting to membrane, translocation. The transcript has 2 exons. The coding region runs from base 187 to 1416 and encodes 409 amino acids. Gene Ontology annotation, cellular component: endoplasmic reticulum membrane; endoplasmic reticulum.